CUGGAGUUUCAUGGAGUGAUGAGGUUUUACUUUCAAGACAAAGCAGCUGGAAACUUUGCAACAAAAUGUAUCCGUGUAUCUAGUACUGCCACAACUCAAGAUGUGAUAGAAACUCUUGCAGAGAAGUUCCGACCGGACAUGCGAAUGUUGUCAUCCCCUAAAUACUCGCUUUAUGAGGUGCAUGUCAGUGGAGAAAGAAGAUUAGAUGUUGAUGAGAAGCCUCUUGUUGUACAAUUAAACUGGAACAAAGAUGAUCGAGAGGGAAGAUUUGUUCUCAAGAAUGAAAAUGAUACGCUUCCUCCAAAGAAGGCUCAGAGUAAUGGCCCUGAAAAACAAGAAAAAGAGGGAGUUAUCCAGAAUUUCAAACGGACUCUCUCAAAAAAAGAAAAAAAAGAAAAAAAGAGGAGGGAGAAAGAGGCAUUGCGACAAGCAUCAGAUAAAGAUGACAGACUUCUUCAUGGAGAUGAUAUUGAGAAUUCUCGCCUUGCAGCUGAAGUUUACAAAGAUAUGCCUGAGACAAGCUUCACUCGCACAAUAUCCAAUCCUGAAGUGGUUAUGAAACGUCGACGACAACAAAAACUAGAGAAGAGGAUGCAGGAAUUUCGCAGUUCUGAUGGCAGACCAGACUCAGGUGGGACACUGAGAAUUUAUGCGGAUAGUUUAAAACCAAAUAUUCCAUACAAGACAAUCCUGCUGUCUACUACAGACACUGCAGACUUUGCAGUUAUUGAAGCACUGGAGAAAUACGGUCUGGAGAAGGAAAAUCCUAAGGAUUAUUGUAUUGCUCGUGUCAUGCUUCCUCCUGGUGCUCAGCACUCUGAUGAUAAAGGUGCUAAAGAAACUAUUCUUGAUGAUGAUGAGUGUCCACUUCAGAUAUUCAGGGAGUGGCCUAGUGAUAAAGGAAUACUAGUCUUUCAGUUGAAAAGACGGCCUGCUGAUUAUAUUCCAAAGAAAUCCAAGAAAAUAACUGAUGGAAAGCCAUUAAAGGGGAAGGAAAGAGUUGACGGGUCUGGCUACGGCUCCUGCCUUCCUCCUGAGAAAUUACCAUAUCUGGUAGAGCUAAGUCCAGGGAGAAGGAAUCACUUUGCCUACUACAACUAUCACGCUUACGAAGAUGGCUCUGACUCCAGGGAUAAGCCAAAGCUCUAUCGUCUACAAUUGAGUGUCACUGAGGUUGGAACUGAAAAAUUUGAUGAAAAUUCCAUUCAGUUAUUUGGUCCAGGGAUCCAGCCUCAUCAUUGUGACCUCACUAAUAUGGAUGGAGUUGUUACUGUAACCCCAAGAAGCAUUGAUGCUGAAACUUACGUGGAAGGUCAGCGUAUUUCAGAAACAACUAUGCUGCAAAGUGGCAUGAAGGUUCAGUUUGGGUCAUCUCAUGUAUUCAAGUUCGUGGAUCCCACUCAGGACCAUAUUAUUACUAAAAGACCUAUUGAUGCAGGUCUUAUGGUGAAAGGUCCAAGACACAAAACUGGAGCUGUUCAGGAAACCACGUUUGAUCUGGAGGGAGAUGUUCACAGUGGAACAGCAUUGCCAACAAGCAAGAGCAUCAGCAGGCUUGAUGGUGACAGAACAUCAUCAGCAUCCAGCACAGCUGAACGAGGAAUGGUGAAGCCGAUGAUUAGAAUAGAGCAGCAACAAGAUUACCGCAGACAGGAUAGCAGUCUCCCUGUUACUUUAAGGUCUCUGAGACUUGCUGAAGAUGCCUUCUUAUCUGCAAUUAUAAAUUACACAAAUAGCUCAACAGUUCAUUUUAAACUGUCACCUACAUAUGUUCUGUAUAUGACAUGUCGGUAUGUAUUGUCAAGCCAGUACAGACCUGACAUCACUCCUACAGAGCGCACUCACAAAGUCAUUGCAAUAGUCAACAAGAUGGUGAACAUGAUGGAGGGGGUUAUACAGAAACAGAAGAAUAUUGCUGGGGCACUGGCCUUUUGGAUGGCAAAUGCAUCUGAACUACUGAAUUUCAUAAAGCAAGACCGAGACCUCAGUCGAAUUACUGUGGAUGCACAAGAUGUGUUGGCACACUUAGUUCAAAUGGCAUUCAAGUACCUGGUUCAUUGUCUGCAGUCGGAGCUUAAUAACUACAUGCCAGCAUUCCUCGAUGAUCCAGAGGAGAACAAUCCUCAGAGGCCUAAAAUAGACGAUGUCUUGCAUACACUGACUGGAGCUAUGUCCCUGUUGCGACGAUGUAGAGUGAAUGCUGCACUGACUAUACAGCUCUUCUCCCAGCUAUUUCAUUUUAUCAACAUGUGGCUUUUUAACAGAUUAGUUACUGACCCAGAUUCAGGGUUAUGUUCACAUUACUGGGGAGCCAUCAUUCGUCAACAGUUGGGCCAUAUUGAAGCCUGGGCAGAAAAACAGGGUUUAGAAUUAGCUGCUGAUUGCCACUUGAGCAGAAUAGUGCAGGCAACCACAUUGCUCACAAUGGACAAGUACUCACAUGCCGAUGUUCCAAAUAUUAACAGUACCUGCUUUAAGCUGAAUUCUCUGCAGCUACAAGCUUUGUUGCAGAAUUAUCACUGUGCUCCAGAUGAACCACUUAUACCAACAGAAUUGAUAGAGAAUGUAGUAACUGUUGCAGAAAAUACUGCUGAUGAACUUGCUCGCAGCGAUGGCAGAGAAGUCCAGCUGGAAGAGGAUCCUGACUUACAACUCCCUUUUCUUUUACCAGAAGAUGGAUAUUCAUGUGAUGUUGUCAGAAAUGUUCCAAGUGGAUUACAAGAAUUUUUAGAUCCACUCUGCCAGAGGGGUUUUUGUAGACUAAUACCUCAUCCACGGUCGCCAGGCACAUGGACAAUAUAUUUUGAAGGUGCAGACUAUGAAAGUCACCUGUUACAAGAGAAUGCUGAAUUGACUCAGCCUUUGAGGAAAGAGCCUGAAAUUAUCACUGUAACUCUAAAGAAACAAAAUGGAAUGGGCCUGAGUAUUGUUGCUGCCAAGGGCGCUGGUCAAGACAAACUUGGAAUUUAUGUCAAGUCUGUUGUGAAAGGAGGUGCUGCAGAUGUGGAUGGUCGUCUGGCAGCAGGAGAUCAGUUGCUCAGUGUGGAUGGUCGAAGCUUGGUGGGCCUGUCCCAGGAAAGGGCAGCAGAACUUAUGACGAGAACAGGUUCUGUAGUUACCCUAGAAGUAGCAAAACAAGGAGCAAUUUACCAUGGUCUGGCAACUCUGCUUAAUCAGCCAUCCCCAAUGAUGCAAAGAGUUUCUGACCGCCGUGGCUCAGGUAAACCCCGACCAAAGAGUGAAGGUUUUGAGCUCUAUAACAACUCUGCUCAAAAUGGGUCACCUGAGAGCCCUCAGCUGCCGUGGACGGAAUACAGUGAACCAAAGAAGCUGCCAGGGGACGACAGGUUAAUGAAGAACAGAGCUGAUCAUCGCUCUAGUCCCAAUGUAGCAAAUCAGCCUCCAAGCCCUGGAGGGAAGAAUGCUUACGCAUCUGGAACUACCACCAAAAUAACCUCAGUCUCCACUGGAAAUCUUUGCACAGAGGAACAGACUCUGCCUCAACGACCUGAAGCUUAUCCCAUCCCAACACAGACCUAUACUAGAGAAUAUUUCACAUUCCCAGCCUCAAAGUCCCAAGAUCGAAUGGGUCCAACUCAGAAUCAGUGGCCAAAUUAUGAAGAGAAACCUCAGGUCCAGGCAGAGAGUAAUCAUUCAAUCAAUACUACAAUGCAGCGUGUGGCUCGAUCCCAGGAAGAACUUCGAGAUAAAGCUUUCCAGCCAGAAAGGAAUCGUUUGGAAGUGGUUAUAAGGAAGGAUGUGGAGUAUAUGGAUCGGAAGUCAGACAGUGAGCCAUGGAUGAAUUCAUCUGUGGAUUCCAGCACAUCCAGCCAAGAGCAUCUGAACCAUUCAUCCAAACCGGUUUCCCCCGGUUCUUGUUUAGCUAAAAGUGGCCCUGGCCGUUGGAAAACUCCAGCUGCCAGCCAGCCAACUCCAGUGGCCAUCUCCCAGCCCAUCCGAACAGAUCUUCCUCCUCCACCACCACCUCCCCCGGUGCAUUAUGCCGCAGAUUUUGAUGAACUGCAGAUGGAUAUGCCUCUGCCUCCCCCGCCUCCUCCAAAUCAGAUAGGAACACAAGCAUCUUCCCAAGUUGCUGCUGCUGAGCGUAAAAAAAGAGAAGAGCAUCAGAGGUGGUAUGAAAAGGAAAAGGCACGUUUGGAGGAAGAGCGAGAAAGGAAACGCCGUGAGCAGGAGAGAAAACUGGGCCAAAUGCGUUCUCAGCCGCUAAUUCCUGCUCAGCCUGUGGUUCCUCCAGUCUCUCUUCAGCAAGUGAAAUCAGAAAAAACUUCAACUUUGCCGAGGUCUCAAGAAACAGUCAUUCGAGAGCUGCAGCCCCAACAGCAGCCUCGGACUAUAGAGCGGAGAGAUCUGCAAUACUUUACUAUCAGCAAGGAAGAGCUGUCCUCCAGUGACAGCCUCUCUCCAGAUCCCUGGAAGCGGGAUGCUAAGGAGAAACUGGAGAAGCAGCAACAAAUGCACAUUGUGGACAUGCUGAGUAAAGAGAUUCAGGAACUCCAGAACAAGCCUGAUCGUACAGCAGAAGAAAAUGACCGUCUGCGCAAACUCAUGCUUGAGUGGCAAUUUCAAAAGCGACUUCAAGAGUCAAAGCAAAAGGAUGAGGAUGAUGAUGAAGAGGAGGAUGAUGAUGUGGAUACUAUGCUCAUCAUGCAACGCCUGGAAGCAGAAAGAAGAGCAAGGGAUGAAGAACGCAGACGGCAGCAACAGUUGGAAGAAAUGCGCAAACGAGAAGCAGAAGACAGGGCCAGGCAGGAAGAAGAGCGACGACAGCAAGAGGAGGAGCGAACCAGAAGAGAGGCUGAAGAAAAGAGGCGGCAGGAAGAGGAGUAUUACAACCGCCUCGAGGCUGAAAGGCGCAGGCAACACGAUGAAGCGGAGCGAAGAUUGCUGGAACCUGACGAGCCUGGUCUGUACAGACCUCCGCUUCCACGGGAAUAUGAACUCCCAUCCCCAACCCCUUCAUCUAACGCUCCUCCUCCCCCACCUCAGCGAAACACCUCUUACCUCAAAACGCAGGUUCUCUCCCCUGACACGAUUUAUACUGCCAAGUUUGUUGCAUACAAUGAUGAUGAGGAGGAGGAGGAUUCCAAUCUAGCAGGUCAGGAUAAGUACUCCAGCACAAGAAAAUCUUAUGGUGACUUUCCUCCUGCCACCCUUAAGCCACAGCAGCCCUCCCGCCAGCCUCGCCCAGUUUCAGAUGGCCUCUUUCUUUCCAACUCAUUCCAGCCAUCUCCAGUCAAUGCCAACAGUACUGCUGCCAAAAAAAGCCAGCCCCCGCCCCCACCAAACAAACCGAGUUUCAUCCAUGCAAGCAGCUCUAAAGGAAUAAAUUCAUACACUGGAUCUACAGGAGCAACUGUUGGCGCCCAAGAAAUUUAUCGGGAUCCAAGAGACAAAAGAUCUAAAAGUCAAGAUGCAGAUUUACCUGGAGCACCAGAAAAUCUGACGUUCAGGGAACGCCAGCGACUUUUUUCACAGGGUCAAGAUGUAUCCAAUAAAGUAAAAGCUUCUAGAAAAUUAAUGGAACUGGAAAAUGAGUUGAACACAAAAUAAUAUUAAAGCACCUUAUCAGAUGUAACUGAAAGAUCUCUAAAAUGCGGGCUUGAGAUGGGGAGGGGCUCUGCUAAUGAACAGGAAAUGAAUAUUUUCUGAAAAGAGAGUUUGAUUCCUCUAUAUCUAAGACUGUUAAUUAAGAUUUAGAGAUGUUGCAAUAGCAAGAAAACUGAUUGCUUUACCAGGAGCUUGUGGUUUAUACAAUUAAAGCACUGUAAAAUUUUAAAGAUAUGAAUCACGUGAAGGUAACUUUCUUUCCUUCUCUUCUUGGGGUUAAGUUCUUGUGCACCAGACCAAGUAGCACUUGUCAAAGAUAAGUUCUGUUUCCUGGUGUUUUACAGACACACUUUUGUUUUAGCUGCUGAGCAGAGAGAGUGAGAAUAACUUGAACUGCCUAAACUAAACUGUGCACUAGAUAUUAGUAUUUUAGGUUGUUUGAUAAGAAGCCAAUAUCUGGGCCAUCUUAAUAAGUCUUUAUAUGCGAGUUUGACAUACUACAUACACAUAUGCUGUUCAUACAGUGAUUAGCAUAUCAGUACAGAUCUUAACAUUACUUAGUAGUGGGAUAAUGUAUUCUCUAGAUAAAACCUUGGA
Tinamus guttatus (white-throated tinamou) is the source of this 6165-nucleotide messenger RNA. Lineage: Eukaryota; Metazoa; Chordata; Aves; Tinamiformes; Tinamidae. The record is from RefSeq and is a predicted model, not a curated record.